UAUAUAAGAUUCCGCAUGCAUAUAUUACUCCACAAUCAAACUAACUAUUCGCUGGAAAACUAUUGAAAGAACAUGCUGCUCUACUCUCUCAUAUUCAUAGUUACAACAUUUGGAUUAUUCUCAGAUGGAAAAUCUACACAUCCUUUCAUUACAUGUAAGAAGGAUUCAGAUGAUUUUUCCAACUGUUUAAAAAAGGCUAUACAGGAAGCAUGGCCAUUACUUAGUAAAGGAAUUCCAGAAUUAGACUUUCCACCUUUGGAGCCAUUAAUUUUCGAAUAUGCUACAGCUAAACUUAAUUUGACUGAAAUAAGUGGAGAAUUAGUUUUGAGAAAUUUGACCGCCAUCGGUUUAUCGAAAAUACUUAUUCACGAUGUAAAAGCACAAUUGCUUGAUGAUAACUUCAAUUUGGAAAUUUAUGCAGAAUUGCCAUGGAUGUAUACAGAAAGUUCCAUGAAAAUAGACGGUUCUUUAAAUGCAUUUAAAAUGGAUGGUGAAGGUUAUUUUAAUGAAACCGCGACUGAUAUCAAAGGAACAUGGAAUAUAUCAGGGCCUAUAGUAAAUAAUACAUGGAUUGUAAAACAUUUCCGUAUUGCUCCAUCAAUUGGAACUUACAAAAUAUAUUUCGACGUUUUAACAAAACGUUAUGGUAAAGAGUUUAAUGAUUUGGCUGUAAAUUUGGUUAAUCAAUUUUGGCCGACUUUAUUUCAAAUAUUAUUGCCAGCAACGGCUGAUAUAUAUGACCCAUGGCUGAUUGACUUUCCCAAUAAGAUAUUCUCGAAAAUUCCAUUCUCAGAAAUAUUUCCUUAAAAUUUAUAUAUUUAU
Molecule: messenger RNA, 822 nt
Organism: Monomorium pharaonis (pharaoh ant)
Lineage: Eukaryota; Metazoa; Arthropoda; Insecta; Hymenoptera; Formicidae
Exons: 5
Coding region: 73-807 (244 amino acids)
Source: RefSeq, a predicted model, not a curated record